Molecule: messenger RNA, 2314 nt
Organism: Canariomyces notabilis
Lineage: Eukaryota; Fungi; Ascomycota; Sordariomycetes; Sordariales; Chaetomiaceae
Exons: 4
Coding region: 429-2309 (626 amino acids)
Source: RefSeq, a predicted model, not a curated record
GGUCAGCAUGCCGCCUGAGAAUUACACCUUCUCACGUUUGCCCAUGCUUUGAAGCAAAAGGCAUAUCAAAUUCAGCCAUGGGUGUAACUAUGCCCUACAUUAAUAGCCAGGCCCUCGAACCUCAGCUGCCGACUGUCAUGGAUUUGACAAUUCAUGUUGUGCUUCGGACCAGAAUCCAACUGCAAACCCACGACCAUGGACAGUGGUCGUAGUCUUACGAUGAGGCGCUGGAUCGCUUUACCACGGGCGCCAAGAAUCGUUACUCUGGAACCAAGGAAUUGGACUUGCUACACGAGUUCUUGCGCGAGCGAGCCUCCCCGGAGGAAACGAAGCAGGCAGCAGAACUCCUGCAGACCGAUGCCGGCAAAAAUUAUGGAGGCCGAAAGGUUGGCGAUGUCGAGAUUCCUGCGUCCUGGAUAGCCAACAUCAUGAACAACAUCAACAACUUUGUUGCCGCCGGUGACUUCGUUACCAAGAGCGCUCCCGAGAGUGUUGGUAUGGCCUGGUACGCUGUUAAGCUCACCUUGACUGCGAUCCACAGCAACUACGACCUCUACACUUUUUUCGGUUCUGGCUUGAGCGACAUCAGCGAAAUCAUGAUUCUCGUCCGCCACUACGACCAGCUGUACGACGAGCGGUCAGAGCCAAACUGGAAGCCCAGCCCCGUGGUUGAGAAGCUCUUCCAGGACGUGAUUGGCGCGUACGAGGCCGUGCUGGACUUCUCCUUCGCCAUCAAACGCCAUCUCACUACUGGCGCCCUCACUCGCAUCAAGCAUGGCUUCAAGGACUUCUUUGGCAUGUCCAAAGUCAAGUUCGAGGACAAGCUCAACACCGUCGCCGCCCUCAAGAAGAAAAUCCUGGAGGAAAGCCAGGCCGCCUUUCAAGAUAAGACUCUGACCCAAUUGCAGGAUGUGACAGCCCUCCUGGCUGGCAUUGAAGGAACUGUCAGGCAUCUCAGUGACCUCCAAGAAAUCCAGCACAAACUUCGCGACGAGGCCAAUGCGAAGUUCGAUUUCAUGCUGAAGGGAUUCGACGACAUCAAGGCCUCUACCAAGCGCAAGACGCAGUGGGACUACGCCGUUGGCGACUUCCAAGCGUUCCAUGAGGCUCUUAGUCCUCUGGAAGGCUCCUUCAGCAUCCUUGGCGACACCAUCGACGCCAUAUACCCUGGGACCUGCCAGUGGGUCUUUGACGAAAGGGUGUAUAGGGAGUGGGAGGACUCGGAUAACAACGCAAUGCUAUGCGUUACCGGUCCCGAAGGAUGCGGAAAGUCUUAUAUCGUGGCUGCCAUCGCCGACCGUUUCACCCAGGACGCUGACUGCGACAAGGCCCUCUUCUGCGUGUCAUGCAAUGCAUCAGCAGGGAGCAGUGCCGGACUCAGCAACAGCCAAUCGUACACGUCAGACAGCAUCUGCCGCACAUUUUUGGCCCAACUGUACGAACUGGCGCCCCAAGGCGAGGAAAACGUUGACUCGGGCACAUACGUCGAUGUGGGAUUAGGAUACUGGGAUGAUAUGCAACUCGUCAUCACAGACGCGCUCAAAGACAUACCCGACUUGACAGCAGCCGAACAGCAGGAAGCGAAAGACGCGAUACUUGCAAAGGCCAGCUCUAGCUUUCUAGAGCCAUUCCAGCGUCCGUUAUCUAAGCGCCUGGAAGCCCUGCCAAACGGCACCAACGACGCUUAUGCUAAAGCUCUGCGCAACAUGAGCCCGAACUACAUCGAACUUCUCCGAACCGCGGUGACCUGGUGUCUUCUAUCUCCGGGUAUCCCCUGGUGUCCCUGUGCUAGGGAGGUGAUGGAUGCUUUCCACGGAACUUAUGACAUUACCCCUGAUCCGGAUACCCUUAAAGAGGCGGGAGAAGAACCGGGUUUCCCGUCAAUAUCGCCUCUAGAGUUGGAGCAGCUUCGGACUACGACCGACCCGUUCUUGACCGUUUUCCGUGCCGGCGACCGGGAUCAUUGGGUCUUCGAAGCUGACCAUCAAGCUGCUGUUGCAUUCUUUUGCAAGGGGACUGAGACGCCUUGGGAGGAAGAGAUUGAAGAACACCUCUGCGCUCGAUGCAGGUCCUCAGCCACUGCGCCUAAGAUUACCGUUGAUCCCAAGCAGGGCCAUCUUCAAAUGGCACUGACUUGCUUGCGCCAUCUAAACAACCCAUUGUUCCAGAAAAUGGCCGGUUAUAUCGCUAUAGACAAGAAGGAAACCGAAACGGCCGCUUACAACACCGUCGACUUUGAGCCUUUCGACUCUGAUGCCCGGGAAGAAACCCAAUGUGGACGCCUGGAGACAAGCGACCCGGAUUCCUAGACGAC